UUGAAAUCGCGGUAUUCGCUAAGUAGGAAAGCCAAGAAGAUUGCUCAGCGUGUACUUGAUCUCAAACUAGGCGAAGAAUUGAGCAAUAAUGUUGCCAAUCCUCAACAGCUAGGGUUAAUAAUCUCUAGUGAAGGUUUUAAGGGUUUUGAAUCCAGAAAAGAUGUCAUGAGUGAUGUGCUUAGUUCUUUGAGGAAUGAAAAGACAAGAAUAAUUGGGAUUUGCGGGAUGGGAGGUGUGGGUAAAACCACAAUGGUGAGAGAAAUCAUCAAGAGAUUAGAAGGAAUGAGUUUGUUUGAUGAUGUUGUGAUAACAACUAUCUCCGCAGCUGUAAACAUUAGGACAAUUCAAACUGACAUUGCAGAUUCACUGGGUAUGAAAUUUGUCGAGGAAAGUGAAUCUAGAAGAGCACCAAGUCUACAUGAGAGAAUCAAGCAGAGUAAAAGAAUCCUGAUUAUAUUAGAUGAUGUAUGGCCAGAGCUUAAAUUACAGGAUGUAGGAAUCCCUUUUGGUGUUGGACCUACAACUAAUGAAGUUUAUAAAGGAUGCAAAAUUUUGUUGAAAUCUCAGAAUGAAGAAGUUUGUAAAGUAAUGGGGUGUAAAGACAUUUUUAAAGUCCAAGCCUUAAAUAAAGAAGAAGCAUGGGAGCUUUUCAGGGCGACUGUAGGUGAAUCCUUGGACAAUAAUCAUGAUUUGUCGCAUGUUGCAAAAUUGAUUGUUGAUGAAUGCAAAGGUUUACCCAUCGCUAUCAUAACUGUUGGGAAGGCUCUUCUACCAAGUAAUGGCAAGCAUGAAUGGAAUACUGCCUUGCAAGAACUGAAAAAUUCCCUCCCUGAAAACAUCACUGGAAUGGAACGUGAGGUUUAUUCUUGCAUAAAAUUGAGUUAUGAUAAAUUGGAUAGUGAUGAAGUCAAGUCAUGCUUUUUACUUUGUUGCUUAUUUCCAGAAGAUUAUGAUGUUCCGAUUGAGUAUUUGGUGAGGUAUGGGUUGGGGCGAGCAACUUUUAGAAACACCAACACAGUCAAAGAUGUAAGAGACAAAGUGCAUUCUUUUGUUGAAAAAUUAAAAAGAAGAUUUUUGUUGCUGGAUAGUGAAAAGGAAGAAUGUAUCAAAAUGCAUGACGUAGUUCGUGAUGUUGCUAUAUCAAUUUCCUCAAAAGAUCCUCACAGAUUUAUGGUAAGAUCGUUUGAUGCGAAAGGUGAAGGUGGAGGAUGGCUAGGAGUACAAAAAGUUACAAACCAAGAACAUUGUAGUGCAAUUUCGUUAAUUGAUGUUACAUUGGAUGAAAAUAUUACUAAUGGUUUGGAGUGCCCAAAACUUGAGCUUCUGCAACUGAAAAAUUCCUCCAGUAGUUCCGAAUAUUCCAACCAUUUUAAAGGGUUGAGAGAACUCAAGGUUUUAGCUUUAUUGGGGAUGGAUAUGUCAGGUUACUUGGCCUCGAAAAGAUCUCUACCGCUUGGAGAACCCAAGUACCUUCAUACCUUGUGUCUAUAGGAUUGCAAAUUGAGAGACAUAUCUCAUGUUAUUGGAAGAUUGGAGAGUUUGGAGAUCCUCAGCUUUGCUCGCUCUAAAAUCAGUAAGUUACCUAUAGAAAUCGGACAUCUUCAACGGUUAAGGAUGCUAGAUGCAACAGAUUGUAAAGGACUUGAAGAAAUUCCUCAUGGUGUCUUAUCCAACUUGAGGAGAUUAGAAGAGUUGUACUUGGCCGAAAGCUUUCUCAAUUGGGGGCAAGCAAUAUAAAGCAAGGAUGAAACGAGUAUGGCAAGCCUUGAUGAGGUGAUGUCUCUGUCUGAUCAUUUAAAUGUCGUAGCCAUAAAAAUCCCUGAUGUUCAGAUGUUGCGAAAUGAUGAGUUUCUUUUAAAAAGCCAACCUAUAAGAUUUCAUGUAUCUAUCAAUAUUAGUUGGUCAUACAGAAAAGAUAGUUUCAAGAAUCGAAUGCCUGGUUAUCUAUUCGAAAAUAGUUUGAUGCUUCGUGGUGAUGUAAAGGAAUAUUUGGAGAUUGGAGCAGUUAGAUACUUCUUGAAGCAAUCUGAAGACUUACGCCUAUACCACACAUACAAUUUAAAGUAUGUCAUUGAGGAGUUAGAUGAUGAAGGGGGCUUUCAACACUUGAAAGUGUUAUCAAUCAUGUAUGACAACAACAUAGAGUAUCUUAUGAAUGGAACAGAUUGGACUCGUCGUCGUCAACCUGCCUUCCCCAUCUUAAAGUCAGCUACCUUCAACAAUGUUUACAAACUAAAAGUUGUGUGUCGUGACAAACUGCCAGACAAGCACUCCUUUAUGAACCUAAGAUCCAUUGCAAUUGACAAUUGUGAUGAGUUAAAAUAUGUAUGUUCACUAUCCAUAGCACAAAACUUGGUACAACUUCAAAGCUUAAAGGUUGAAUAUUGUGCUAAAGUGGAAGAGAUCAUAUCAAAGGAGAGAAUGGAAGAUGAUGAUGCAUCUCACAGGAUAACUUUCCCAAGAUUAACUGUUUUGGAGUUUUCUUAUCUACGAAAGCUUCAUGGUUUCUACACGGGAAACCAAAGGGACUCCGCCUAUGAGAUUAUAAAGCCCAAUGAUAAAAGUGUGAACAAGAUGAAAGAGACUAGGAAUGACAAUCAAGUUGCUGGGUCGACCUCGUUUAAAUCAAAAGUAGCACAAGUGAGAGCAAGUUGUAAUGCACUAUUUCCUUCAAAUUGCAUUUCAUGAUUACCAAAUCUAGAGGAGCUAGAAAUGGUCUCUUUGAGAAGAGAGCAACAAUCAGAGGACUCUUUGACAAGCGAGCAAGGGUCAAAAGAAAACAAUGAACCAGUAGUCAAUGUGGUAUUUGAUUUAGAAGGGCAUGACUCAGCAUUUUCUCAAUUACAGACAUUUGAAGUGUGGUAUUUAAAUGAGGUUACGCCGGCAAAUCUUCAGACCUCAAGUGCUAGCCACAAUCUAGAAAAUCUCCAUGUAGAAAGUUGCGAUAUAUUGGAAGUGAUAUUUUUGGUUCAGGAAACCCCUUCUACUCAAGCAUUUGAUAAGCUAAGCGAAUUGGAGUUGGGGUCGUUACCAAUGCUGAGCCACAUAUGGGAAAAGGGUUUACAAGUUAGCUCAGGCUUUGGAAACUUGAAAUCACUGUAUGUAUGGGCCGUGACAAUUUGAGAUACUUGUUUUCACUGUACAUAGCCAAACUUCUUACCUGCCUUGAGACAAUAAAAGUUUCCAGUUGUAGGGUGAUGGAGAAAAUUGUUGGAGAGGUAGAAGGAGGAGGAGAAAGUGUUGAGGAUGAAUUGACAUUUCCGCAUCUGAAUGAUAUCAAACUUAAGAAUUUACCCAAACUUGAAUCUUUCUGCUCUCAAGCUUAUACUUUGAAGUGGCCAACCUUGGAGAAAGUCGAAGUUGAUGAGUGUCCAAAUUAAAAGCAUUUGCUCCUGAGUCUCUAUAUGUAUAAGCAGCCGAUAUGUGUCUAUAAAGCGUCCACGUGGAAAGAAAAGAAGGUAUGUUUUCAAUUGAACCAAGCACUAUGGUCGGUCACUAUAAAAUCAGUAGAAGAUAUAUAUAGCUUAAUAUAUUUUCAUGAAUUGGCGUUGCUUUUUAUUUUUCCUUGCCUUAUCUUUCUUAUGUCAUUAGUCCAUCUCCACAUUUUAUUAUUAUUAUUAUUAUUAAACUUCUUUUCAGGAUUUACUAUUGUUUAAGCAUUAGAGAAUAAUUUAUAUACCAUAAUUUUGUCUCUAAAUGGCACAGAGAAGCCAUAAACCCCUGAUACCUAAGCUCUAUGUUCUUAAAGAUUAUACUACGUACCCUGAUAACACAAAUGUAA
Molecule: messenger RNA, 3781 nt
Organism: Prunus avium (sweet cherry)
Lineage: Eukaryota; Viridiplantae; Streptophyta; Magnoliopsida; Rosales; Rosaceae
Source: RefSeq, a predicted model, not a curated record